Molecule: messenger RNA, 1245 nt
Organism: Tachysurus vachellii
Lineage: Eukaryota; Metazoa; Chordata; Actinopteri; Siluriformes; Bagridae
Gene: lin37
Product: lin-37 DREAM MuvB core complex component
Exons: 10
Coding region: 190-909 (239 amino acids)
Biological process (GO): negative regulation of transcription by RNA polymerase II
Cellular component (GO): Myb complex; transcription repressor complex
Source: RefSeq, a predicted model, not a curated record
UGACCAAUGAGAUGAAGGAAAUUCAGUAGCGCGCGGAAGAGGAAAGUCAAGUGAACUGUAAAUAGACUAUAGCCGAUAGAGCUAAAUGCUAUAACAAUUCUGUCUGUCUUUUAUUUUGUUAAAUAAAGAUUGGUUAAUGGAUUUGCAGAGUUGAGUGUUUUUUGAAUAAGGACAAGUCUGCAACCAAAAAUGCUUAAUAUGAAAGUUAAGCUUGAGAAACCAGAUACUGAGGGUGGUGUUGCACGGAAUCGUCUUGAUGCAGUGCUGCAAGGACUGGUGGAGAAAAGCGACAGUGAGAGAGAUCAGAAUGAGGAUGAGUCUGGAAAAAUGGUUGCAGAUUCCUUGAGCAAGGACUUAUCUCCUUCCUCUCUUGGGAAAAGACCAUCUUCACGCUUUGCGCAACAUCGGAGAAAGAAGCGCAAAGAGAUGGAGGAUGGUUUAACUGACACUAACCAGCAUAAACAAAAUUCCUACAUCAUCAAGCUGUUUGAUCGCAGUGUAGAUUUGGCACAGUUCAGUAGCAACACUCCACUGUACCCCAUCUGCAGAUCGUGGAUGAGGAACAACCCUGCAGUACGAGAGAGAACAAUAUCCAGUCCACCUCACAGCAUGGCAGAGGAGGAGGUGCCAGACAUGCUGAAUGGCAAAGUUCAAAAUAUAUAUCACCUUCCUCUUCCUAGUUCUUGUCCUGUUAAUGAAUCUGGUGAUCCAGUCAACGUAAGGAUUCCACCCUCAGAGAAACCCACCAUAAGCCAAUCCACAGACACUGCAUCAGGAGCAACUACUCUCAUGUUCAAUCACAUGAAACGCUGGAAGAAAAUUAGACAGAAGUGGAAAGAGGCUUCCAAUAAGAACCAGCUGCGCUACAGUGAAAGCAUUAAAAUCCUGAAAGAGAUGUACGAGCGUUAGCAUCCCCUGCAUCAGGAGACAGAUUUAAACCUCCAUUAUGCAACUUCAUAGAAAUGAAGCUUAAGCAGAGUUUUGGACAGAAGAAUGAACUGAUAAGUGUGUAGUUGCCUGCAUGUGUUAUUUUAAUAUUUGUUAAUAAUCAAAUAUUUAGUAAAUUUAAUGAUUUUAUUAUGGCCUGCACUCCAGUAGCAAAAGAUCAGCUGUGGUGCAUUUUCACUUUUUGUCUUUUUGAUGCAGGUCAGUAGAGUCUGACAAAUGCAUGUUUGUUCUGCAGUUUUGAAACCACAAAAAAAAAUAUUUUGUGAACAAAAUAAACAUUUUCCAUGCAGGUUUAAA